AUGACACUUGCGAAGUCGCUGUUCCUGACUUUGAUGAGCGCUGCUGCCCUUAGCCGGGCAGCUAAAGUUCAUUAUGAUCUCGACCUUACCUGGCAGAGGGGCUCACCUAACGGGCAUGAAAGAGAGAUGAUUUUUGUGAAUGAUCGUUUCCCAGGCCCACCAUUGGUUAUGGAUGAAGGAGACGAAGUCACAAUAGAUGUGACCAACAAUUUGCCCUUCAAUACAUCGGUCCAUUUCCAUGGCAUUGAGCAAUUGAACACCCCAUGGGCGGACGGAGUAUCAGGUCUAACGCAAUGGGCUAUCAAGCCUGGUGACAAAUAUCGGUACCAGUGGAAAGCCACGACUUAUGGUACGUACUGGUACCAUGCCCACGACAAAGACAGAAUAAUGGACGGUCUCUACGGUGGCAUUCGUAUUCGUCCGUCUGCCGACCGGGAAUCGCCUUUCUCAAUGAUCUCUGAUGACCCUGCCGAUAUUGCGGCCAUGACCAGAGCCGCUCAUGAUUCCCAGUUGGUCAUGAUGUCUGACUGGGACCACCUGCCGGCCAAUGAGUAUAUGGAUGCUCUUAGAGACACAGGCUAUGAUAUCUUUUGCUCGGAUAGCAUUCUCAUCGAUGGUGCAGGCUCUGUAUACUGCAAAGACCCUGAUUAUCUGACAAAUCUCCAGCCGGCGAAGGUCAGAGCAGUCAUAACGGAGCCUUUGUCGGAUAAGGGAUGUCAUCCAUUCAUGCCGGUUCUUCAGGGUAACUGGGAGCACCACCCAGAGAAGCUUCCUGAGGGGUUGAACUCUGGAUGUAUUCCCAGUGAGGGUCCGAGGUCAGUCUUUGAAGUGAGACCUACCGAUCGAUGGGCCAGUUUCAACUUUGUCAGUGCAGCAAGUCUCAAAUCAUUGAUUUUCUCCAUUGAUGAGCACCCAUGGUACAUCUACGAGGUAGAUGGACGUUACAUUGAGCCCCAGCUUGCCCAUAAAGUCUCUAUUUACAAUGGAGAGCGUUACUCUGCGAUGAUCAAGUUGGACAAGGAGCCUGGAAGCUACACCAUCCGUGUUGCUGGUCAUGACAACCAGCUUACAAGGGCGGCGAGAAAAAAUAAGCGGGAAUCAACAGCAUACAUCGAUUAUGGUGGUAGCAACACCACAGCCUCUGUGAUCGACCUGGACACAACUAACCUGCCGCCAUAUCCUGCCAUCCUACCUGCGGAGCAUGGCGAUGAUUUCCAUCUCCUAACUCUUGGACGGAUCAACUCAUCCUGGGAAUGGACCCUGGAUGGAACAACCUUCCUACCAGCCAACCUGAACCAAAUGGAACCAGCUAUUCUCAACCCCAAAGCACCCGGCCUGGAUUCUGCCCUCAAGAUUGAGACACUGAAUGGCACCUGGGUCGACAUUGUGUUCCAGCUUGCUAUCCCAGAGCCGACCAAGCUGCAGCCACCACACCCAAUGCACAAGCAUUCCAACAAGGCAUUUUUGAUUGGUAGUGCAAUGGGAAAAUUCACAUGGGGCUCUAUCGCAGAAGCAAAACAGAGCAGCCCAGACAGCUUCUUUGAAACGCCCGUGUACCGCGACACCUUUGUGACCGCGCCGAACGGAGAAGCCUGGAUUGCUAUUCGCUACCAGGUUGUGAACCCAGGGCCAUUCCUCUUGCAUUGCCAUAUGGAGACCCAUCUCAUGUCGGGGAUGGGCAUGGUCUUGCUUGACGGUGUCGAUGCCUGGCCUGAAGUUCCCACCCACCGUCUAUAG
Molecule: messenger RNA, 1737 nt
Organism: Penicillium mononematosum
Lineage: Eukaryota; Fungi; Ascomycota; Eurotiomycetes; Eurotiales; Aspergillaceae
Gene: abr2
Product: laccase abr2
Exons: 7
Coding region: 1-1737 (578 amino acids)
Molecular function (GO): oxidoreductase activity; copper ion binding
Source: RefSeq, a predicted model, not a curated record